Molecule: messenger RNA, 7259 nt
Organism: Cherax quadricarinatus
Lineage: Eukaryota; Metazoa; Arthropoda; Malacostraca; Decapoda; Parastacidae
Product: kinesin-like protein KIF26B
Biological process (GO): microtubule-based movement
Molecular function (GO): microtubule motor activity; ATP binding; microtubule binding
Source: RefSeq, a predicted model, not a curated record
CUGAAGUUACCACCUCCGGGUUUCAGUAAAUCAGUGGGUAGACACACUACACACACUGCCCCGUGUGGCAGUGUGUGGCACUCGAGAGAGGCAGUUCGGGUGUUGGCACUGUGAGGCGCUCAGUAGUGUGGCACUGUGUCUGGCGAGAGGACUAGCGCUCCUCCUUGUCUCUACCUCACUCACUCGCCGGCACCACCACCACCACGCCUCAACCAUCCACACCUUCACAUCAACCACAUAAUCGCAUAUACAUCUUGCUUUGAAUAGUUACCCAUAUACUGACUAGCAACCAAACGUCAAUUAUUUUAUAUUUUCCGAAAAAAUCUGCGCUUUUCCUGGUUAAGCAGACUUUAACUCCAUCUAACAACUAGAAAUCAACCAGUGUCAUCAACCAAAUAAAAGACGAACUUCCUGUAGUUGUUAGAAAAGAAGUGUUCCAGAAAUGUUCGCUCAGCACAGUGACCCCAAGAUCAACCAACGAGGAUGUCGGGUCCAAGUAUCGUGACCUCAGAUGACCCCCAGGAUUUGAUUUAUUUUUGUACCCAGAGUUAGAGGUCACCAUGCAACACUGAGCUGAUGAUCUCAUAGUGUUUAAGGAAAUCAAUACUAAAAAUACCGUAAAGUAUGUGCCAAAUAAUAUUCGAAGGUGUUGAGAGUUGCGUGUGCGUGAGAGUCUCGUGUUACCAGUGGUAUUUACGACGUGUGAAUUUGCCACUGUGAAAGACGAAGUGUGUGAUUUAAGGAAGGUUUGAAAUCAGAAAAGAACACCUCGCGAAGUGAAUGUUUAUGCAUUAUUCUCAGAAAGAUGAAUUCCCCUAAAGUUACGAGACUAGUCGAAGAGGUACAGUAGAGUGGUAUGGGAGACGGGGGAUAACGGUAAUGGGAUCGAGCGACAUGAAGUGACCUUGAGGUGGGGGUAAACACGCCCCGUGUGCAGGAAGGGAAGCGUGAGGGAACAAGUGGUUGCAGAAAACGAAAGCACAAAAAAGGGGACAAGAUGAGUCGAGCCACAAAUCUAUGAUAGUUGAUGGUUCAAGAAUAUCUCUCACAGAAAACGAGGAGAUAGGAAGUAAUUUACAUGAAAGUCAAUGACACGGCGAAUCUUUAUUUAUGAAAGUAAGGAUGAAGAAGAAGCAUCCUUACCAGAGAUGACCUAGGAACUGGAUAUCCUGCUAGAGGAGCGUUCAAUCCUCCAGAAAGCACUUGCGUGUGGAGAGGGUUUCAUCUCACGUGCUCGCUCACUCACUCACUCACACACACACACACACACACACACACACACACACACACACACACACACACACACACACACUUCCGGAUCUCAGUCCCUGACACCUGAAGUGAGCUCCAGAAGGCCUGGACUACGUAGUGAAGCGAGUGUCAACAUUACCAAGAAAGGGAGAGGAUAUACACCAGAGUACUGACGGUAUACAUCAGUCCUCUGGGGUUUAUUAGGACAAACUCAGGGUACGUUACGGAUGAACCAGCCUCCGGAAGGUUCGUAAGGACAAACAGUACCAUCCAGGGUUCGGUACGGACAUAUCCAGCCGUACCAAGUGUUCACCAAAAAAAAACAUUGUCCCACUGUUGGAAACACACCAACCCACCACCGGGAAAAGGGGACGGGGGUUGCAAGGACACACCAUCCCACCACCUGGGAGGCUGGUUGGCAAGGAUGGCACCGACCGUGAGAGUGCCCGAGUGAGGGCCAGGCAUCCUCGAGGAGACAAUAAUCAGGAUGGACGCAUGUCACGGCACCACCAGAAGGUCGCCUCGUCCAUCCCCCGUGGCUGGUCGACGUGUAGAGUGUGCCACGGGGCCAGUCUCGGACGACGGGGCCAUGGCCACCUCCGUGCCCCCGAGCCCAACCACGGGGGCCCCAGUCGUCACUCAGGGGCCCCUAAGCAUGAUCCCUGGACCCCUGGGGGUUUACUGGCCAGCCCUAAGGGAUCACCCCCCACCAGUGCCUCCACAACUGCUCAAGAAACUCGCGUGUAAGGAAACCUCCAGCAUCGGCAAGGUGAAGGUGCUGCUGCGUGUGGCUCCGUCUUCCGAGGUUGGGCAGUCGUCUAAAGUGCUCAGCAUUGACCCCCGCAAGAAGACAGUGACCUUGUUUGACCCCGGGUCAGCUGUCCACCCGACCUCGGCCCACACGGAGGAGUCCAGGGUGGGCAUAGCAGCUCCCAAGAUGUUUGCCUUCGACGGUAUCUACACUUACGAGGACUCACAGACUGAGGUAUGUUCGGCAGCACUGACGGAUGUCAUCGUGGCGGUGCUGAGAGGAGCUGAUGGAGCUGUCUUCAGCUUCGGCCAACCUAAUCUCGGUCAGGCGUACACAAUGCUGGGUGGCCCAGAGAGCUGUCACAGCCUGGGGGUAGCACCCUCUACAGUGUGGUGGCUCUACAAGGCUCUACAGGACCACAGAGCCAACACCGGGGCACGAUUCUCCGUCAGGAUCUCCGCCCUUCAGAUAGCUCCUGGAGACGUGGUUACCGAUCUCCUGGCGCAGUACGCCCAGGGGGAACAGUCCCCCGGUGUCUUCCUCAUGGAAGACUCGGGGUCGUCGCUACUGCUGGCGCACGCAGCAGAAGUAAGAGCUCCCACGGUGGAGAGAGCCGCCCAGCUUCUCGACUGCGCCCUCGCCCACAGGCUGGUCGACGACCAGGGCCGCCAUGCCCACCUGGUCUUCUCCCUUAAUAUCUACCAGUAUUCCGUGGACACCUCGGCGAAGGGCGGAGUUGCGGGAGGAAGAAGCCGGCUUCACCUGAUGGACUUCGGGGCGCUCGAGAGAGGCAAAGGACCCUCGAGACUCACUUUAUCCUCGCUGGGAAACGUCAUCCUCGCUAUUUUCAAUGGACAGAAACAUCUGCCUUACAAGGACGGGAAGUUGCCGCGGCUGCUGCGUGAGUGUGUUGGAUCAGUGAGGUGCGUGGCGGCUAUGCUGGUUCACGUAUCGCCUUCCUCAGCGCACUACCAGGAGACCCUGGCCACCAUCCAGCUCGCCUCCAGAGUUCACAGACUCCGGAGGCGACGUAUCAAGCCCCAUAUGGGCGGGUCAGGUUCUGGAGGGUCAUCAGAGGAGUCAAGAUCAGGAAGGUCAUCUCGUGGCACUCUCACUGACACUGGCGGCUCAUCCUCCGUCGACCCCUCCUCCUCAGAGCAGUCUUGCGACACCGUCAUCUACGUGGGUCCUGCAGCAGACGAUGCUACUGACGGGGAACAUCCGCCAGUCUACCUCCCAUCAAUAAACUCUGGCGACAAUCGCUCAAUGAAUAAAGCUCUCAGGGGCUCGGCGGUUGACGGGGCUUCUACCAAAAUGGACUCCCAGAGGACUCCUAAGAAGUCCUCUAAAGUCUCAGGGAGUGGCAAAAGUCCGUCGAAGCCCAGUAAACACUCAGUAACCAAAGAUGGUUCGCAUUCGUCGCCCCACAGGACUAAAGACUCCCACAAGAGUCGUGAAGGUGUAAGCGCUAGUGGUGUGGUAGGUAGUGGCGGAAGUUUACCUAGAACUCCUACUAAAUAUUCUUCUUCUGGUGCUAAACUAUCGAGUGGUGCUACUCCAAAAUCCCCCAAGUCCCCCCACGUCUCCAGACAUAGUAGACAUAAAGCUGCGGCUGGUAUGGCGUCGCAUGCAGACCCCAGCGGGUCUCAGAGCCAACACGGUGGUGGGAGUGAAGAACAAUGGAUAGAUGGACCCAGGUUUCAUAGAGCUAAAGUGUACGACGGUCACAAAAUGAAGAGUUACGAACUGGAGACCUGGAUUGACGGACCCGAAGCGACCUACGGGUACAUGGAUGACCACAAGAAGUCCAUGAUACAGAAAUGGGUUGAGACGCAGAACGCCCAGGUGCAACCCAAGUCCUCGGAGCACUCGCAGAAGAGCCCGAAACAUAAACAGUAUAAGGAACUAACGCAGUUUAAGACCGUUGACGACGAGGAAACCUCGCCCAGACACAAAGACAAACACAGAGAGAAACGGAAAAGCAGCGAGUGUAAAGAAAUACGCAAAGAUGGUCAUGCAGUGAGCAGAGAAAAAGAUCUUACGCCUCGUAAAAGACGAAGUUACGGUGAUAAACCUCAUUCUAGUCAACCGGUAGUCGAACUGGAGGAGGCUAAACCGAAGCCUCCCACCUACGUUCCUGAACCCUCAAAACAAGAACCCAGAACUCAGGAGACGGACAGUGCGAGUGUAUUAGGCAAAACAGAACAACAGAUAGUGAGCCAUAACGAUAAAGUGCUUGAAAGUGGAGUGAGAAGUGAAGCGAGCAGAGCAUCGAGUCUCAUUGGGGAAGUGUCGGCCAGAUCGAUGACUUUCCCAGACACGAAUGCGAACUUACCAGACGGGACGGUCGCGGGCGCUGAGGAGGAGGGUGAAACACACAUGAUCCUGGCAAGUCAAGACACUGAAUCUGUUCCUGGCCAACUCACUGGGGUGGAAGAUGAGGAAGAGGAAGAAGAGGAGGAAGAGGAGGAAGAGGAGCAGGUUCUUCAGGUUAUCUACGUAGAAAAUGAAGUUCCCAGAGUCGACAUGAGAACUCUCGUGUCUAAUGAAGUGGAAGAGACCACUGACCUAAGGUCAUCCUCGGAGGACACGACAACGGCCGAGGGAGACCCUAUGGAGGAAGUGUCGCAAGGAUCGUCUGAAGAUGGUGGCGCUGAGAGCUUUGCCGAAGAGGAAGUUCUCUUUGGGAGGCCCACUAAGUUCUUCUUGCACGAGGUCAGGGACCUGGACGAGGGAGAGGAGGAGCUGGAGGCGGCGCUGGAUCGCUGGCUCGCCGAAGAAGAUCGAGAGUACAUCGAAGUGGUGGAACCUGAGGAAGCUGUUGAAAUGGUUGAUUCCUGGUGCCAGGUAACUGAGGAAGAUAUCGAACGUACGCUGGCGGAGGCUGGCAUCCACUUUAUUCCCUUUCUCCAUCAUCGCCACCUGCUGCCUACCCUGCAGGAGGAACCUGCCGAAACCGCCGAACCUAUGGACCAGAUGGACCACCUGGAAACCCUAAAUACAGCGGCAUCCAGGAGGUCGUCCGUGGUGCUGGACGAGACCUUUCAACCUGCCAAGUUACCAGAGAAACUGGUGGCCAAUGGUGACCCUGUCUUCCUCCACCCCACGGGUGGAGACCCCACGGGAGAGUUCAAGAGUAGCUCCCGCUACGAACAGAUGAUCAAGGACCCAAACUUCACCGCCAAAACACACUACUUCGCCAAGAGACUGGAAGAGCUUCAGCAGCUCCACGAGUUCUACAGGAACCUGGCGAAGCAGGCGCCGAGGGGUAGGACUUCGGUACACUCUCCCUCAGCUAAGGAACUGACUGAGCUGAGUGAGGAUGAUUCCAGUGUCUCUGAAGGAGGCGAAGAACCAGAGCCAAAGGUUUUACCUCAACCAUUUUUUAGUCAGGAGGGGACCCUCACCAGUAUGAAAAUGGGAGGAGAGUAUGAAUUCAGCUGGAAGUCUUUGUUGCCAGAGGAGAUCGAUGUUCAGAGUGAGACGCAAGAAGAAAAGACGGACGGAGAGGAAACGGCCUCAGAGGUCUCCAAGGAUAUCAACGAUCCACUUUAUGACAUCCAAAGUGACAUCAUGCCGUAUUUACCGAGCAAUUACGUCAGUUUAUCUACCCUCAGUGCUCUCAGACAACCAGACGGAGCCUCCAAUCCUAAUUUAAACGGGGAGUUGACCCACGUAGAGCCGCAGGCUGUUGUAGCGCCCCCAGACAACGCAGUGGCACUGCCGGCGACGCUGCAGGAGCGCUUACCUGGCAAUGGAGCCUCACUCUCCGACGACGAGAGCAACGUGAAGCAAGUCAAAGUGAAAAAAGAGAAGCGCAAGAAAAAGUUAGGCCUCUUGUCCAAAUCCAGCAAGUCCUGUGUUUACAAGGAGGAAGCUGACUGUGAUGAAAGCUCUACUCACAGCAAGCUUAGUUGGAGCCGUUUUUUUGGCAGUCCAAAACACAAAAGCUCCACUAAAGAUAACUCCAAGAAAAGCAGCAAAUCCAAUUCAAAAUCCAGCAACAAAUCUCCAACAUCCUCCGGCAAGGGCUCAGAAAAGAGCGAAAAAAAAUCCCAGCGGGAUAAAGAGCGAUCGAAGGACUCUAAAACGAGUGGCUCCAAGGACGUCAAAAACAACAAGGACGGCAAGUUAGGACACUCCCAGGAUGCUCAUUACGGUCUGGACGCCGCCAACAAGCAAGCAGAUAGUAAGAAUGGUAAAGUUUUUCAGAAACUAGAUUCGGAUCGGUCAAAUGGCAGCCUUAAAAACAAAUCUCCUUCACGUAAAAGCUCGGAGAGCCGGAGCAACCGGAGCGGAAGACGUGAGAGCAGAGAGCAGCCUCAACAGGGCCAGCAGCCUCUACAACAGCAGCAGCAACAGCAACAACAACAACAGCAACAACAACAGCAGCAACAACAACAGCAACAACAGGGUCAACGGUACCAGGGUUUCCAUUGGGACUCACCCCUGCCUCCCUUCCUACCUGUAACCUCAGCCGCUAUACACCCAGGAUAUGACUCCGGGGCUGACUCUGGUGUAGGCUUGAAGGUGAUGCCUCGUGCAAGACGCUCCAGGGGUGACAGUCGUCACGGCGAGAGUUCCGGCUACGAGUCCGUCAUCAGAGACUCGGAGUGCUCGUCAUUUGGUUCUUCGCAAGACUCUGGCCUCGACGACGAUGGCCUCAAGGGCAAAGCUGGAGGGAGAGGGAGUGAAAACAUAGCUGUCGGGACCUCCAAGACAAGAGAGACCACAAGAACGCGUUCCAAAAUAUUAGAGAUGCAUCCCAAAAAUGCCCAAAAGACGACAUGCCCCUCAGGAAGCAGUCAUUCCCAUUCCCAUUCCAAAUAUUCACCAUCCAAAACGCCUACUGGCUCGCCCCUGAGAACCCAGAAACCCACCUCUACAACCGCUCUUGAAGCCCGGGCGGCCCCAAUUAGCGGUGGAGGCAGAAUCUCUUCCUCUCGCGUGCCUGUUGAGGAAUUCGACGAAGAGGACGUGGCGAGAUACGAGAGCCACAAGACCGAGGAGGACAUCGCUAAGUGCCGCAGGACGCAGGAGAAGAUUCGAGCCCUCCGGGAGAAGCAAGACCAACUCAAGCAGGAGCUGGAGGCUGCGAAGAGUCGUCUUAUGAUCGACAAAUCCAGUGCACGUUGAGGAGUGCAUGACGUGGCGUGACGAUGGCUACGUGGAGGCGCUCCAGCAGGAGACCAUCAUCCUGGCCAAGCGGGUCAUGGCUGCCAGGAGCCGCUUGCUCCUCUCCACCUGCUUCGACGCC